This is a messenger RNA of Rotaria sordida, 1284 nucleotides long. The record is from the annotation of a GenBank genome assembly. Lineage: Eukaryota; Metazoa; Rotifera; Eurotatoria; Philodinida; Philodinidae.
AUGAUUUCUACCUAUUUUUUCGUUUUCAUUAUAUUGAACCUCUUACGUUAUUCACAAUCAUUACAAUCUGGUUAUACAUGUGAAACAUCAGUAACGUUAACAUGUUCUCAAUCACAAAAAAUUGUCAUUCUUGAAGUAAUUUAUUCAUCGGAAUGUCCAAAUAUAAAUGAAAAAUUAAAUGGUACAUCAAUAUAUGCACCAUCUCGUUGUAUUGGUUAUUAUCGUGAACGAGCAAAUACUCUAUGUAAUGGAAAAGAAAACUGUAUUAUAGACAAUAGUCUUGAACAACGUCCAUCAUUUUUUGCUGGUAAACAAGCUAAUUGUGCAUUUAAAGGACAAAGUAUAAAUAUUGAAUAUUCAUGUAUUCCUGAUUUUUCUUCAAAUAAAUUACCUCGUCUUGACAUUUGUUCAUUACAAUCUUUCGAUAACAUUACAGAAGGUUUUAUUCGUACACCUAAUUAUCCAAAUAAUUAUCCGAAUAAUCUACAAUGUUCAAAGACAAUACCAAUACCAGUUGUUAGUCAUCGACUAAAAAUUUAUGCUCUUGAUUUUGAUAUUGAAAGUAUUAGUGUAACUCGUUUGACGAGUAUUACACGUAUUAAUGAUUGGUUAGAAAUAAAUAAUAAUGGAGAAAAAUUAUAUGGUAUACGAUCACCAUUUACACUUUUAUUUGAUGAUGUUAUUGAAGCAUCAUUAAUGUUUAAAUCAGAUUCAUCUAAUACAAAACGAUCAUAUAAUGGAUUUUUACUUUAUUUUAUCGUCACACCAGUUCGUCGUUCUCGGCCAACAAAAGUAAUAACUACAACAAAUUUGAAUAUUCUCUCUGAUGAUGAUUCUACAAGUGUAAUUCAAAAACAAGCAGCUAGACUUGGUAUAGAUAAUCGACGACAAAAUAAUACUGGCUUAAUUUUACUUGUUAUUCUUCUCUCUGGCAUUCUUGUCAUUGUCAUAUGUGCCGUUUUACUCUACAAACGUCGUAAUGAUCGCCGCCUUCGCUAUUUCGUUGAAACAUUUAAUUCAUUUUUACCAAAACAAUCAAAAGCUGUAAGACUUGAUUCAUUUAAUAAUAGUGAUGAAACAAAAAUAGAUUUAAAACAUGAUUUAUCUUCAACAAAUGACAAUAAUAAAUCAAAUUUAAAAUAUUUAAAUGAAAUAUUUCAAGAUUCAGAUCAUAUUUAUUCACCAGAUCCAGUUGAAAAGAAAGAUUUUUUAGAAACAAAUAAUGAUAAUUCACUUCUAUAUGAUUAUAUUGAUUAUGAAAUAAUUAAUCAACAAAAAAAAUGA